UUUAGUAAUUUUACACUACUCAACUCAACAGACCAACGUCGCUGUAUUUUCAUAUAAUUGUUGUUUUUAACGCUCAUUUUUGCAAAACAAAGUUUGAAGAAAGUGAUACGGUUAAUGGUUGCUCAAUUUUAUUAACGGAACAAUGUUUUUUGUGCGGCGAGUUAUGGUUUAGUGAGAAUUUUACGACGACAUUGUGGUCGCGAAGAAUUGGAAUCACGUAUUAUUAGUUAAAACGGCAGUACAAAAUGGACUUAGUACAAAAUCCGAAUAACAAUAGAGAUGGCAUGAACAACGAAGUAUCUUCCACUUCGAGUGACGAUACAAACGUCCCAGUAAAAAGAUUAACGAAAGUUUACAAAAAGCAUUAUAAAGAAACUGCUAUAUCGGACAAUGAAAUGGGACCACGUCAGAGGAACUUACAAGCUAGAAAUCAUUAUAAAAGUACAGGGAACUUAAAUGAAGGAUACAGAGACAUUAGAUCUCUGCAAAGCAGUAUCAGCAAUAUAGAUUUGAGCCUACACAGGGAUGAUAUUAAGAAAUUCGAGUCGUUACAAAUACCUAUAGUUGGUUAUGAGAUUAUGGAAGAGAGAGCUCGGUUCACGAUAUACAAACUCAAAGUCGAAGAUGAUAAUUCUGAUCAAAGCUGGCUAGUAUUCCGUCGGUACACCGAUUUUGUAAGAUUAUAUUCUAGAAUAAAGGCUGAACAACCGAAUUUGAACUUACCGCUGCCAGGAAAGAGGUGGUUUCGUGAUAAUUUCGAACCAGCAUUUCUAGAAGACCGAGUGAGAGGGUUGCAGAUUUUCGUGAACGCUAUUUUGAUGAAGCUCCCAAACCAUCCUGUUGUUCGUGAAUUCUUCUGCUUAGAUGAGCCCCCUCAAGUAUUUAGUUAUCAGCCUGAAGUCCAGGCAGUGUAUGGAGCCCUAGAAGACUCAAUAAGCACAUUAAAAAUGCAGCUGAAACAAAAAGAUGCGACCAUUUUGCAUUUACAGAAGAGGUUGGCUCAGUUAGAAGCUCAAGUUAAAAGUUGUGGCAAUUGUAGUUCAAAUGUGUAAUUUAAACAAGUAACGGGUGAAUGGAGAAGUGAAUACUGUUGGACAAUCACUACAUAGUGACAAUAUUUUCUAUGUUUAACGAGCUAUAUUGUACCAAUCAAGCCCUUUCGUUUGAUAUUCACCGAGGGAAGUGAUAACUAUAGUUUUUUACUUCUUGUCUAUUAAUAUCUUGUGGUUUAUUUCGUUGUGGGAACCAAGACAGUUAUUCAUGUUCCGGUGUUUUCAUGGGUGUAUCUACUGUAGAUCCUGGUGCACAAGAGUUGCAGCGGUUUUGGGAGGUUGUAGCUGGCUUAUCCCACAAAAUAUCCGUAAUGGAGGUAGUUGUGGAUAAAAAUAGAUUAUAAUACCUACCGGUUUAGGAUUUACAUUCGUUCUAUAAUCUCCAUUCAUCCCAAAAUAUUUUCAUACGCCUCAUUUUAAUAUUUGGUAUAAACUUUUGUACAAAUAAUAUAAUAUAUAAAUAUUACUAAUCAAAACAGCCCCAAUAAUAGAAGUGAUACACGGUUUCACCUACCACCCCUAAACCAUUUCUUAACUAAGAGUUACUUAAUGAUGGGGAGCAUCCAAACUAACGUCUUACCAUUAGGUGUCACUUAUAGGUUGCUGAAAACCAAAAUGUCGUUAACUGUCACCUAUUUUAGUUUAGGGGUUCCUCAAAAUUUAAGAGAUGUUGUUGAAAACUGGCCCGGGCACGAGUCUGCUAUGGCAAUAGACUCCCCCCUAUUACGGAACUCAUAACAUAAAUAGUGAAAAGUGGGUGUUACAUUUGACAUGUGUUCGCAAAAAUGGCCUCAGUUUUCUUAGGCUGGUCCUAUUUACCCCAUAUUUCACGAGUUGCCUGAAUAUACAAUUAAAUUUAUAUUUACUAUGUAAAAAUUAAAAUAUAAGACGAACUCGCUUUUUCGAGGAUCGCUCGACUACUUUCGAGUAACACCGGGACUCUUAAUCUAGAGCAAUGCGGUGCGACCUGUGUAUUAAUUUUAUUAUAAUUAGGCCUUCCGUCCGUGACGCGUCAUUUAAUAAAACAUUCAUCCUACAAAUCCGAUUUGGGCCCUACCGUAUUUUCGCUCAUUAGAUGGUGCUAGUCCUCACGCGCUUCGUCCAAUAGGAUUCGACUACACGUUUAGUACGGUGGCUGGGCAACGGCUGCUGCGCAACGUAUCGCGGUAUCGAUUCCCACACGGAACAACACUUUGUGUGA
Spodoptera litura is the source of this 2253-nucleotide messenger RNA. RefSeq names its product sorting nexin 16 (gene Snx16). Gene Ontology annotation, molecular function: phosphatidylinositol binding. The record is from RefSeq and is a predicted model, not a curated record. NCBI's taxonomy places the organism in Eukaryota, Metazoa, Arthropoda, Insecta, Lepidoptera, Noctuidae. Gene Ontology annotation, biological process: protein targeting to lysosome; early endosome to late endosome transport; endosome to lysosome transport. Gene Ontology annotation, cellular component: early endosome; late endosome.